This is a messenger RNA of Lemur catta (Ring-tailed lemur), 1236 nucleotides long. Its product is annotated as glutathione S-transferase theta-4-like. The transcript has 5 exons. Gene Ontology annotation, biological process: glutathione metabolic process. The record is from RefSeq and is a predicted model, not a curated record. NCBI's taxonomy places the organism in Eukaryota, Metazoa, Chordata, Mammalia, Primates, Lemuridae. Bases 238 to 963 code for a protein of 241 amino acids. Gene Ontology annotation, molecular function: glutathione transferase activity. Gene Ontology annotation, cellular component: cytoplasm.
UGUCUGUCUGGGGCGGCACCAGGGGGGCACAGGCCCACGAGGAAGGAGAAGGCAGGGUCACAGCACCCCCCCCAACCCUGUGCCGGGGCCUCUCCCCUUGCUGCUGGGAGAAUUCCGGGCUUCCUGGCCCCGUGACAAUACCAAGGGAAACAAGAAGUUCCAGAAUGCAGGGUCCUGGGCCCAGGACAGAGAGGGCACAGGGCCAGGGGCUCCGGCUGGACACAGGCUCAGGGCGGCAUGUCCCUGGAGCUCUACAUGGAUCUGCUGUCCGCGCCGUGUUGCGCCGUCUAUAUCUUCGCCAGGAAGAACAGCAUCCCCUUCGACUUCCAGUUCGUGGAUCUGCUGAAAGGUCACCACCACAGCAAGGAAUACAUCGAGAUCAACCCCCUGCGGAAGCUGCCCAGCCUCAAAGAUGGGAAAUUUAUCUUAUCCGAAAGUGUGGCCAUCCUCUUCUACCUGUGCCGCAAGUACAGCGCACCCUCACACUGGUACCCGCCAGACCUGCACACACGUGCACGUGUGGAUGAGUUCAUGGCCUGGCAGCACACGGCCAUUCAACUGCCCAUGAACAAGAUACUCUGGAUCAAGUUGUUGAUCCCGAUGAUCACGGGGGAGGAGGUUCCAGCAGAGAAGACGGAGCAGAUGCUGGAAGAGGUGAAGAAGAGCCUACAACUCUUUGAGGAGAAGUUUCUGCAGGACAGGAUGUUCAUCACUGGGGAUCAAAUAUCCCUGGCGGACCUGGUGGCCCUGGUGGAGAUGAUGCAGCCCAUAGCAAGCAACCACAACGUCUUCCUCAACAGUGCCAAGCUGGCCGACUGGCGCACGCGCGUGGAGAUGAGCAUCGGCUCUGGCCUCUUCUGGGAGGCCCACGAGCGGCUGGUGAAGUUGGCAGAAUGGGACUGUUCCACGUUGGAUCCGAUGGUCAAGGAGAGGAUCUGUGAGUUUCUGCACAAGUACAAGUGACUGCAGAGGCAGCCCACCCUGUAGGGCCUGGCUGGCCCAGCCCUCUGAGCCUUCUUCCUCAGGGAAGAUGCCAAAAUACAACUCUGUUUUUUGCCUAAUAAACAACCGGAACAACCAUCAUGGCUGCUGAGCCAGGGACAGUUGGUGUAAUUGUAGGGUCUGAUGCGGGAGCAGAUGUGGCCAAAGGUCCUCCCAGUUUCGGUUUCCAAAAGGAAUUUUAAAUUAAAGGUUAAAUAUGAUUACAUUGUCAAUAAUAAUAGUUGAUGACUUUUA